This is a messenger RNA of Kockovaella imperatae, 838 nucleotides long. Its product is annotated as E set domain-containing protein. Lineage: Eukaryota; Fungi; Basidiomycota; Tremellomycetes; Tremellales; Cuniculitremaceae. Gene Ontology annotation, cellular component: cytosol; membrane; cytoplasm. The transcript is spliced from 10 exons. The coding region runs from base 119 to 706 and encodes 195 amino acids. Gene Ontology annotation, biological process: Rho protein signal transduction. The record is from RefSeq and is a predicted model, not a curated record. Gene Ontology annotation, molecular function: Rho GDP-dissociation inhibitor activity; protein binding.
GCACGGUUGAAAGGCCACGACAAGAUCCACUGCGCGACAGAUUGAAGCAGGCAGCAGUCCAUAGCAGAUUCACUGUAUACCUUGUCCGACGUACACAAAUCCCUUCCAUUGACUGAUAAUGUCCCAAGCGCAAGAUAACGUGGACGACGAGUUUGCUCCGACUCAGACUCAGGGCUACAAGGUUGGAGAGAGCAAGACCGUAGCGGAGCUCGCAGCUUUGGAUCAAGAAGAUGAAUCUCUCCAACGAUGGAAACAGUCUCUGGGAAUCGCAACUGGUCCAGGAGGCUCUAAUGGACCCAAGCAGAUCAUCCCGAAGACACUGUUCCUCAGCUCUCCGACGCUUUCUAAACCUGUCUCGAUUGAAUUCGACAAAUCCAAGGACGCAAAAUCGCAUCCGGUGACUAUUAAGGAAGGCGUGGAGUACUCUGUCGGAAUCACGUUUCUUGUUCAGAAUGAAAUCGUCUCUGGCCUAAAAUACAUUCAAGUCGUCAAGCGAGCCGGUAUCACAGUCGACAAGACAGAAGCGAUGCUUGGCAGUUACGGUCCACAGACCGAGGCAUACUCCAAGACGUUCGCAUCGGAUGAAUCACCUUCCGGCAUGUUAGCCAGAUCAGGAACGUACAAUGUCAGAUCACGAGUGGUUGAUGAUGACAACACCAUCUGGCUAGACUUCGAGUGGGCGUUCAAACUCGCCAAGGAAUGGUGAAGGCGAUGUGUCCGUCAGGACUUGCUUGACAUGACCUUUUUUUUUCUCUUUUUACGAUACGAUAUGAGAUUGAUGUCGGUCAGAGGAUCAGCGUGAUGAUGCAUGGGGAGCAGCUCCUUUCAUAACGUGUCA